Messenger RNA from Vigna radiata var. radiata (mung bean), 1307 nucleotides. RefSeq lists its product as uncharacterized. Bases 36 to 1307 code for a protein of 423 amino acids. Lineage: Eukaryota; Viridiplantae; Streptophyta; Magnoliopsida; Fabales; Fabaceae. The record is from RefSeq and is a predicted model, not a curated record. The transcript has 4 exons.
UCAAACCAUCAUACAUCUUCAUCAAAUAACAAAUCAUGACCACGAUCAGCACAUCAUCUUUUUCUUUUAUGGUUAUUAUGAGGACUAUCUCUAAAGUAGCUAUGAUUUUAUUAUCAAUGAUGAUGUUGCUUUCCUGCACAAUCCACUCUGCUGUUUUAGAGUCUGAUGAAAAUCAUAUAAAGUCAGCUACUUUUUUGUCUGAAACAUUUGAAGUGGGACCAGGAAAAAUUGUGGUGAAAACAUUAUCAGAUAUUGACUUUCCAAGGGGUCACAUUGGGGUCAAGAGUUUUGAUGUUGAAGUAGUUGAUGAAGAUGGUAAUUCAGUACCUUUGUAUGAAACUUACCUUCACCAUUGGUUUGCUGUAAAAUAUAUUGAAAACAUUACCAUGGCAGACUACAUUAAACAAUCUCACGACCUUAGCAAUGGUAUUGAAUUUGAAAGAAACGAUGGUACAUGCCAAGGUUUUUUGCUUCCACAUUAUUGGGGCUUGGGAGGAGAAUCACGAGGAACAUAUUCAAAUCUUCCAGAUCCUUUUGCAGUUGAAUUAGGUAAUCCUGCAAAAAUAAAGAAUGGGUUUAAAGAAAAAUGGUUGUUUAGCAUCAUGGUUAUUGACACACGUGGAACACAUGAUAAAAAAGGUUGUACAGAGUGUAGGUGUAAGCUUAUGAAUCUCCCUAAGGACUUUUACAAUGUCACAAUGGGCAUUGAUGGUCAAUUGUUGUCUAAAAAUUAUAAAGGAGGACUCUUUUGUUGUCAAGAUAACGGACAAUGCAAACUAAGAAAUGGUUAUCGUGGCCCAACAAGAAAGCUUUCCCUAAGAUACAAAAUAAGGUGGGUUGAUUGGGAUGAACACCAAGUGCCUCUUAAGUUCUACAUACUUGAUUCAACUGAUCGUGUAAGAUCAAAUGGUUCUACACCAAUUCAUGAUUGUCAGGCAGAGUAUAAGAUCUCGAGAAAUCAUGACAAUGACUUUCCUCAUGUUAAAAAAGCAAACAUCCCAAUGACAAAAGGUGGUUAUCUUAUAUAUGGCACUGCUCAUAUGCACACUGGUGUUGUCAAUACUACUCUAUAUGGACAGGAUGGAAGGGUUUUAUGCACUUCAAAUCCAAAAUACGGAACUGGAAAAGAAGCAGGAAAUGAAAAGGGUUACCUAGUUGGAAUGUCAGUUUGUUAUCCUAAACCCGGUUCCAUCAAGAUUGAAGAUGGAGAAAUUCUAACAUUGGAAUCCAUAUAUGAAAACAAAUUUCGUACUGGAGCUAUGGGACAUUUCUACAUUUACUUGGCAGACCAAAUACCAAACAAAUAA